GUUCGCGGGGCCGCACCCGGUGCUCGAGGGGCUGAUGGCGGCCCCCGGGCGGGGGGGCUCCCCCCCGCGCGCCGCCGCGGCCCCCCCGCGCUUGCAGCCGCGCUGGAAGCGGGUCCUGGGCUGGUCGGGGCCGGUGCCGCGGCCGCGCCAUGGCCACCGCGCCGUGGCCAUAAAGGAGCUGAUCGUGGUGUUCGGGGGGGGCAACGAGGGCAUCGUGGAUGAGCUGCACGUCUACAACACCGCCACCAACCAAUGGUUCAUCCCGGCCGUGCGCGGGGACAUCCCCCCCGGCUGCGCCGCCUACGGCUUCGUCUGCGACGGGACCCGGCUCCUGGUGUUCGGCGGCAUGGUGGAGUACGGCAAGUACAGCAACGACCUCUAUGAGCUGCAGGCGAGCCGCUGGGAAUGGAAGCGCCUGAAGGCGAAGACCCCCAAGAACGGGCCCCCCCCGUGCCCGCGCCUGGGCCACAGCUUCUCGCUGGUGGGCAACAAGUGCUACCUGUUCGGGGGGCUGGCCAACGACAGCGAGGACCCCAAGAACAACAUCCCCCGGUACCUGAAUGACCUGUACGUGCUGGAGCUGCGCGCCGGCUCCGGGGUGCUGGCCUGGGACAUCCCCAUCACCUACGGGGUGCUGCCGCCGCCGCGCGAGUCCCACACGGCCGUGGUGUACACGGAGCGCGCGGCGCGGCGCUCGCGCCUCGUCAUCUACGGCGGCAUGAGCGGCUGCCGCCUGGGAGACCUCUGGACACUGGACAUCGAGACGCUGACGUGGAACAAGCCCAGCCUCAGCGGGGUGGCCCCGUUACCGCGCAGCCUCCACUCAGCCACCACCAUCGGCAACAAGAUGUACGUGUUUGGGGGCUGGGUGCCCCUUGUCAUGGACGACGUGAAGGUGGCGACGCACGAGAAGGAGUGGAAGUGCACAAACACGCUGGCCUGCCUCAACCUGGACUCCAUGGCCUGGGAGCCAAUCGUCAUGGACACGCUGGAGGACAACGUGCCGCGGGCGCGCGCCGGGCACUGCGCCGUGGCCAUCGCCACCCGGCUCUACAUCUGGAGCGGGCGGGACGGGUACCGCAAGGCCUGGAACAACCAGGUCUGCUGCAAGGACCUCUGGUACCUGGAGACCGAGCGCCCCCCCGCUCCGGCUCGGGUGCAGCUGGUCCGCGCCAACACCACGUCGCUGGAGGUGAGCUGGGGCGCGGUGCCCACGGCCGACUCCUACCUGCUGCAGCUGCAGCGCUACGAGCUGCCCGCCGCGCCCGCGCCCGCGCCCGUGCCCUCCGUGCCCGCCAACCCCCCCAAGAGCCCCGCGCCCGCCGCCGCCGCCCCGGGGCCGCCCGCGGUGCUGCCCGCAGGGAACCCGGCCCCCGCCGGAGCCGCCGCCGGCGCGGGGGGAGCGGCGGCCAGAGCCACCGGUGUGCCGGCGGUGCUGAAGGUGACCGGCCCCCCCGCGGCGGCAGCCGGCGCCCCCCUGGUGACGGUGCGCUCGGCCGGGCCCCCCGGCAAGGCCCCGGUGACGGUGACGUCCCUGCCCGGCGUGCGCAUGGUGGUGCCGGGCCAGAGUCCCCAGGGCACGGUGCUGGGCAGCUCCCCCCAGCUCACCGGCAUGGCCGCCCUGGCCGCCGCUGCCGCCGCCACGCAGAAGAUCCCCCCCGCGGCGCCCGCGGUGCUGAGCGUCCCCCCCGGCGCCACCAUCGUCAAGACGGUGGCCGUGACCCCCGGCACCCCCUCGCUGCCACCCAGCGUCAAGGUGGCCUCGGCCCCCGUCAUGGUGACCAACCCGGCCACGCGGAUGCUGAAGACGGCGGCGGCGCAGGUGGGGACGUCGGGGGGGGCCGCGGCCACCAACCCCCCCCCCGCGCGCCCCAUCAUCACCGUGCACAAGUCGGGCGCGGUGACGGUGGCGCAGCACCAGGCCCAGGUGGUGACCACCGUGGUGGGGGGGGUCACCAAGACCAUCACCCUGGUCAAGAGCCCCAUCUCCGUGCCGGGGGGCAGCGCCCUGAUCUCCAACCUGGGCAAGGUGAUGUCCGUGGUGCAGACGAAGCCGGUGCAGAGCUCGGCCGUCACCGGGCAGGCGUCCACCGGCCCCGUCACCCAGAUCAUCCAGACCAAGGGCCCGCUGCCGGCGGGCACCAUCCUCAAGCUGGUGACGUCCGGCGAUGGGAAGCCCACGACGCUGCUGAGCACGAGCCAGGCCGGCGCCGCCGCGGCCAAGCCCACGCUGCUGGGCAUCAGCAGCGUCUCCCCCAGCACCACCAAGCCCGGCACCACCACCAUCAUCAAGACCAUCCCCAUGUCGGCCAUCAUCACCCAGGCGGGGGCCACCGGUGUCACCAGCAGCCCCGGCAUCAAGUCCCCCAUCACCAUCAUCACCACCAAGGUGAUGACGUCGGGCACGGGCACCCCGGCCAAGAUCAUCACCGCGGUGCCCAAGCUGGGCACCGGGCACGGCCAGCAAGGGGUGACGCAGGUGGUCCUCAAGGGCGCCCCGGGGCAGCCGGGCACCAUCCUGCGCACGGUGCCCAUGGGGGGGGUCCGCCUGGUGACCCCCGUCACCGUCUCUGCCGUCAAGCCCACGGUCACCACGCUGGUGGUGAAGGGCACCACCGGUGUCACCACGCUGGGCACGGUGACGGGGACGGUGUCCACCAGCCUGGCGGGCGCGGGGGGGCACAGUGCCACGGCCUCGCUUGCCACCCCCAUCACCACGCUGGGCACCAUCGCGACGCUGUCGAGCCAGGUCCUGAACCCCGCCGCCAUCACCGUGUCCGCGGCACAGAGCACGGUGACGGCCACCGGCGCGCUCGGCACCCCCACCAUCACCAUGCAGCCCGUGGCCCCCCCCACCCAAGUGACGCUGAUCACGGCCCCCGGGGGGGUUGAGGCGCAGCCGGUGCCCGACCUCCCUGUGUCCAUCCUGGCAUCGCCCACGGCCGAGCAACCGGCACCAGGCGGCACCGAGCCCGACCCCGGCACCGUGACCCUGGUGUGCUCCAACCCCCCCUGCGAGACCCACGACACCGGAACCACCAACACCGCCACCACCACCAUGGCCACGGGGCCGUGCUCUAAUCCCCCUUGUGAGACCCACGACACCGGCACCACCAACACCGCCACUACCACCAUGGCAAUGGGACCCUGCUCCAACCCCCCCUGUGAGACCCAUGAGACCGGCACCACCAACACCGCCACCACCACCAUGGCAGCGGGGCCCUGCUCCAACCCCCCUUGUGAGACCCAUGAGACCGGCACCACCAACACUGCCACCACCACCAUGGCAGCGGGACCCUGCUCCAACCCCCCUUGUGAGACCCAUGAGACCGGCACCACCAACACCGCCACCACCACCAUGGCAGCGGGGCCCUGCUCCAACCCCCCUUGUGAGACCCAUGAGACCGGCACCACCAACACUGCUACCACCACCAUGGCAGCGGGGCCCUGCUCCAACCCCCUUGUGAGACCCAUGAGACCGGCACCACCAACACCGCCACCACCACCAUGGCAAUGGGACCCUGCUCCAACCACCCCUUGUGAGACCCAUGAGACCGGCACCACCAACACCGCCACCACCACCAUGGCGGCGGGGUCCUGCUCCAACCCCCCUUGUGAGACCCAUGAGACCGGCACCACCAACACGGCCACCACCACCAUGGCCACGGGGCCCUGCUCCGACCCCCAGCAUGAGAUGGGGACGACCACCACGGCCACCACCACCGUGGUCACUGCGUCCCAGCCGUGUUCCACCGCAUCCUGUGAGCCCCAUGGGUCCGGCACCACCAGCAGCACCAUCAUGGCUGUGGCAUCGCAGCCCUGCUCCAAUCCCCCCUGCGAGACCCACGAGACCGGCACCACCAACACGGUGACCACCACCGCGUCCCGGCUCUGCUCCAACCCCCCUGCGAGGCGCACGGCACUGGCACCACCACCACCACCACCACCACCAUGGCGGUGGGGCCCUGCUCCAGCCCCCCCUGCGAGGCGCACGGCACCGCACCACCGGCACCAGCCCCGGCUCCCCCCCCCCAGCGCCACCGCGGUGACAGGGACAGUGCCCGAGGGGCCCCCCCCUGCCUGCUCCAACCCCCCCUGUGAGACCCAUGAGACCGGGACGACCCCCACGGCCACCACGGUCACCGCCGCCAUCGGCACCAACCCAGAACCCCCCCCAGCGGCCGCCAAUGGACAAGGGGAGUCGGAGCCACCCCCCCUGCCCCGCGCCGUCACCAUCACCGCGGCCACACCGGUGCCAGCACCCGCCCUGCCGAGCAUCUCCUCGCUGACGGAGCCCCCCCCGGACCCCCCCCAGCGGGGCCCCCCCGCGCCCCCCCCGGGCUCCCCGGAGCCCUUGGCCGUGGUGGUGCUGCCGGGGGGGGCCGAGGGCGGCGGCGGGGGGGGGGGCGGCGGCGGCGCUGCCCCCGGAGCUGCUGGGGGGGGCGCGGGGGCGCUCGUGGUGCCGGGGCUCAGCCCCGAGGAGCUGGCGGUGACGGCGGCCGCAGAGGCGGCGGCGGCGGCGGCCACCGAGGAGGCCCAGGCCCAGGCCCAGGCCCAGGCGCUGGCGCUCCAGGCGGUGCUGCAGGCGGCCCAGCACGCGGUGCUGGGCACGGCGGAGCCCCUGGACAGCGGCGCGGAGCCCGGGGGGGCCCCCCCCGAGCUGGGGGUGCCCGAGGGCGCGGGGGGGCCCAUCCCCAUUGUGCUGACUCAGCAGGACCUGGCGGCGCUGGUGCAGCAGCAGCAGCAGCAGCAGCUCGAGGCCGCCCCCCCGGCACCCCCCCGGCGCCGCCGCCCCCCCCGGCCCCCCCCCAGCUCCACCGAGGCCUUGGCCCCCGCCGACAGCCUCAACGACCCCCCCGGCACCGACAGCAAUGGACUGGGAGAGGUGGGGGCCGCCAGCGGAGCCCCCAGCGACGGUGAGCCUGGCCCCCCCCAGCGCCUUCGUGCCCCCCCGCCCGUGGUGGGCACCAGCCCGGCCAAGCUGCAGGCGGCCGCGGCCCUGGCAGAGGUGGCCAAUGGCAUCGAGAGCGUCUCCGUGAAGCAGGAGCCGCCCCCCCCGAAGGCGCUGCUCAAGAAGGAGAACCAAUGGUUCGACGUGGGCGUCAUCAAGGGCACCUCCAUGAUGGUGACGCACUACUUCCUGCCCCCCGAGGACGCGCCGCCACCGACGUGCGACGAGGCCGGGGGCGUCCCGGACCAUUCCCAGCUGCGGCGCCAGGAGCUGCAGCCGGGCACCGCGUACAAGUUCCGCGUGGCCGGGGUGAACGUGUGCGGCCGCGGCGCCUUCUCCGAGCUGGCGGCCUUCAAAACCUGCCUGCCCGGGUACCCGGGCGCGCCCUGCGCCAUCCGCAUCAGCAAGAGCCCGGACGGGGCGCACCUGACGUGGGAGCCGCCGUCCGUGACGUCCGGGCGCAUCCUGGAGUACUCGGUUUACCUGGCGAUCGCCGGCGGCGCGGCCGAGCCCCGGGGGGGCUCCGGUGCCGGUGCCGCGGGGGGGGGCGGGGGCCCGGCCCCGCUCGCCUUCAUGCGGGUCUAUUGCGGGCCCAGCCCCUCCUGCCUGGUGCCCGCCGGCAGCUUGGCCACGGCGCACAUCGACCACAGCACCAAACCCGCCAUCAUCUUCCGCAUCGCCGCCCGCAACGACAAGGGCUACGGCCCCGCCACGCAGGUGCGGUGGCUGCAGGAGUCCAGCAAGGACGGAGCCGGGGCCAAACCCGCCAGCAAGCGCCCGCUGUCUUCCCCCGACCUGAAAUCCGCUCCAAAGAAGCCGAAGGCCGAAGGGCAGUGAAGGACCCCGCGGGCCCCUGCCCCAUAGUGGGGGGGGGGAGGGACCGGAGGCCGCUGUGGGGCUCAGGCUCCGCUGUGGGGCAGGAGGGGGG
Messenger RNA from Pezoporus flaviventris, 5879 nucleotides. RefSeq names its product host cell factor C1 (gene HCFC1). The record is from RefSeq and is a predicted model, not a curated record. Gene Ontology annotation, molecular function: transcription coactivator activity; protein binding. Gene Ontology annotation, cellular component: histone methyltransferase complex. Gene Ontology annotation, biological process: regulation of DNA-templated transcription; chromatin remodeling. NCBI's taxonomy places the organism in Eukaryota, Metazoa, Chordata, Aves, Psittaciformes, Psittacidae.